AUGAUUUCGUUCUCGAUUGCAUCAGCCGGGAAUUCUCACCGCACUUUGAUCUUUGCUGUCGCCUUUGCUUUGCUUGUUCAUAGCGGAAUAACUCACGAAUCCUUUGCUGAUGUGAAGAGAUCCGAUUUUCCGGCUGAUUUUGUUUUUGGAGUCGCCACUGCGGCUGCUCAGAUCGAAGGAUCUCCAAAAUCUGAAGGGAAAGGGCCGAGUGUUUGGGAUCAAUUUCAACGGCAGUUUCCAUGGAAAAUAGCGGACCACAGUACAUUGGACGUAGCAAUUGAUUCGUAUCGACGCUAUAAGGAAGAUGCAUUGGCUUUAAAGUAUCUGGGCGUGGACGCCUAUAGAUUUUCAAUCCCCUGGACCAGGAUUUUACCGAAUGGAACUCUAAGUGGUGGAAUAAAUCAGAAGGGUAUCGAUCAUUACAACAAUCUCAUCGAUGAGCUAAUUAAAAUUGGCGUUAAACCCUUUGUAACAUUGCUGCACUUUGACAGUCCGGAAGCCCUUGAAAACAUGUAUGGAGGUUUCUUAAAUCGUAAUAUUGUGGAGGAUUUCAAGAACUACGCUGAAAUCUGCUUUAAAACAUUUGGAGAUCGAGUUAAACACUGGAUCACAGUCAAUGAGCCAUUCAUCAUUGCCAAAUUCGGGUAUACCACUGGAAGUGCUCCACCAGGGAGAUGUUCAGAUAGAAAACAAUGUCCAUACGGUAACUCAGCCACUGAACCUUAUAUUGCUAUCCAUAACCUUCUUCUUGCCCACGCAACGGCUGCUAAACUUUACAAGGAGAAAUAUCAGGAAGAACAAGGAGGUGUAAUCGGAAUGAGCAAUGUUGCACAGUAUUACGAGCCAUAUUCAAACACAUUAGCUGAUAAAAGGGCUGCAAAAAGAGCCAUGGAUUUCGACUUGGGAUGGUACAUGGAACCACUGGUGCAAGGAAAAUACCCAUCAAUCAUGAAAAAAAUGGUAAAAGAUAGGUUGCCUGUUUUCACCAAAGAAGAGAAGAAAUUGGUCAAAGGAUCUUUCGAUUUCAUUGGCUUGAAUUACUACACCUCAAGAUACUCCAAGAACAUCCCCACUUUCCCGAAAGGCACACCAGUUAGUCCCUUCACCGAUCAACAUGUAAAUGCCACAGUGGAAAAAGAUGGAGUUUUGAUUGGUCCAAAAUCUGAGGGAAGUUCUUACAUUUACAUAUACCCCAAAGGACUUCGCAAAAUCUUGAAGUAUGUGAAGAAACACUACGGUGAAAAAAUUGCAAUCUACAUUUCCGAGAAUGGUGUUACUGAGAAAAGAAACGACACCGUAUUAACGAAACGAGUUCUAAACGAUCAACAUAGAAUUGAAUUUGUUCAAAAACAUUUGCAAGAAAUCACCAAGGCAAUUGAGAAUGGAGUGAAUGUGAAAGGAUAUUUCUACUGGAGUUUAUUUGAUGACUUUGAAUGGACAGAAGGAUAUGGAAUUCGAUUUGGACUCUAUUAUGUUGACUUUGCUGAUAAUUUGAAACGAAUUCCCAAACAAUCUGCUCUAUGGUAUCAUAAUUUUAUCAAGGGUGACCAAAAAUGA
This is a messenger RNA of Hibiscus syriacus, 1557 nucleotides long. Its product is annotated as beta-glucosidase 24-like. The coding region runs from base 1 to 1557 and encodes 518 amino acids. The record is from RefSeq and is a predicted model, not a curated record. Gene Ontology annotation, molecular function: beta-glucosidase activity. The transcript is spliced from 13 exons. Gene Ontology annotation, biological process: carbohydrate metabolic process. NCBI's taxonomy places the organism in Eukaryota, Viridiplantae, Streptophyta, Magnoliopsida, Malvales, Malvaceae.